This is a messenger RNA of Chilo suppressalis (striped riceborer), 1639 nucleotides long. The record is from the annotation of a GenBank genome assembly. Lineage: Eukaryota; Metazoa; Arthropoda; Insecta; Lepidoptera; Crambidae.
UAAAGAUCCAACACCCUAAUCUGUGGUCAUACGCUCACGUUCCGUUUAUCUGUAGUAAUCUGAACAAUCUUUUGUUUGGUAACAAAAUGCUAAAUUUAGAAAAGUCUGAAUAAAGGUUAGUGUAAUGGUCAAAUAUUCAACAGUUAAAUUCACAAUCAUCUCUUUCGUGCAACAAACAAACCAAAGCUAAGGUAGAAUUGUCUUAUCAUAUUUCUAACUUUAGUGCCUACGAUUAUAACACAAUUCCGUUUAGAGGUUAUGAAAUGUUAAGAAUAAUAAACACUGCACCGGGAGCGGUCAAUCAAAUGUUAACGAUAACCAAAUAACUACACGCGUCAAAACUAAGGUCUACGCAGUCAUAAUUAAUGUAAUAUUUGCUAAAAUGACUUCAUUACAAGAAUACAUAAAAAUCGUCAUGGCUGAUGUUAACUCGGUGUUAAAAUUGACCGACUUCAGUUACAAACAGAAGGAAUUCAAAAAUAUCGGUCAAAAUUACUUCGGUAUAGUCGUGCCGGUGGUUGUAAGUGGCGAAGACAAGGGAAACAAAGUUACUCUCUCUUUAGUGUUGAAAUUGGCACCGACUGAUGAGAGAUACAGAGCGAGCGGAGCAGUAACCCGAAUGUUUGCCAGAGAAAUGUACGUCUAUUCCACUUUACUAACGAAUUAUCGCAAGUUCUUAUUGGACUAUCCAUCAGAUUUACAAUACGCUUCGCCGAAAUGCUAUUACAUCUGUGAGGAUUUUUGCAAAGAGGUUAUAGUAAUGCAAAACAUGUGUGCUGAAGGUUAUAAGACUUACGUAGAUAAAGUUUUCCUUGAUCACGACCACAUGAUCGAGUCUUUAAAAGCCUUGGCGAUUUUUCACUCCCUCUCUUUUGUUUUAAACGAAAGAGAUCCAAGCCAUUAUGAUGAAGCAGCAAAAAUGUUUCCUCCUCUGAUGGAAAAAUAUAACAAGAGGUUUGUGGAAGUGAUUCUAGAUAGACUGGAGAAAGUCAUUGAACUGUUUGAAAAUACAGAAUACUUGACACUGUUAACGGAACUCAAGACAAAUUUGGUUAAGUAUUUAGAAGCCGCUACGUUAUCAACGUGGAAGCUGUGCAUUUGUCAUGGUGAUGUUUGGAAGGAAAAUAUUCUGUAUAAAUAUGAGAAUCACAAACCCGUAUCUGCUUGUCUGAUAGAUUAUCAAACAACUCGAAUAUGCAGUGCCGCAUUCGACACAUUAUACUUGAUUACAAUAAGCUCGGAUACAAAUUUGAGAAGAGCGCAUUACAAAAACUUUUUGGACAUUUACUACGAACAGUUAGCGAAAGCUUUACGCAGCGCAGGGAUUGAUCCAGAUCUGACUUAUUCUAGAAGUAUGUUUGAUGACGAUUUAAAUACUGUAGCGCCAGCUUGUUUUAUCGUUGCAAACACUGCUCUGUGGCUCAGUAAUGGAUUGCAAGAAGAGGGCCAUGUAAGGAGUAAACAAGUAUUUAAAACACAGGAAGAGAAAACAAAAGCUGUGGUAAAUUUCAAAACCGUUGUUCGAAAUAUUAUUGACGAUUACAAAAGUUACGGUUAUUUUGCGAAUAAGUAAAAUAAUCUGUCUUUUUCAAUCUAUUACAUUGUAAGUCUAAUUUAAUAAAGGGAAUGUUUUAAUAAG